CUCGCGGGCUGCGGAUCGCGACUGCAGCUCCGGCGCGGGCUGGCGGGGUUCGCUGGGGAUUGCCUCGGGGUAGCCGAGCGCGCCGCACAGUCCGGCCUGAGGGCCUGCCUGAGCGCACCGGCUCGCGCCUGCUCCUCCUCGGCCCGCGCCUGGAGCGCGGGGGGCCGCCGGCGCUGGGCACUCGGCGGCCACCGGGGAUCGGGGCUGAGGGGCUGGUUCCCGCCCCUCUGCCGCCGCCGCCCAGCCGCCUGCCCGGCUUGGCCGCCGCUGCGGCGUCUGGCCCCGGGGUCCGCGCUGCUGGGGGCGCGGGCGGGGUCGGGGGUUGCCGGGCGGCCGCUGCCCGCGCGCCUCGGGUCCGCGUUCCGGGCCCCGGGCGGCCGGCGAGCAUGGAGGAGAAGUACCUGCCGGAGCUGAUGGCGGAGAAGGACUCCCUGGACCCCUCCUUCACGCACGCUCUGCGGCUGGUGAACCAAGAAAUAGAAAAGUUUCAAAAAGGAGAAGGCAAGGACGAAGAAAAGUACAUUGAUGUGGUGAUAAAUAAGAACAUGAAGCUGGGACAGAAAGUGUUAAUUCCUGUAAAACAGUUUCCUAAGUUCAACUUUGUGGGGAAACUUUUGGGUCCACGUGGCAAUUCCCUGAAGCGUUUACAAGAAGAAACUUUGACAAAAAUGUCCAUCCUUGGAAAAGGUUCCAUGAGAGACAAAGCAAAGGAAGAAGAGUUGAGGAAAAGUGGAGAAGCCAAGUACUUCCACCUCAAUGACGAUCUCCAUGUUCUUAUUGAAGUGUUUGCCCCCCCUGCAGAAGCCUAUGCCCGCAUGGGACAUGCCUUGGAAGAGAUCAAAAAGUUCCUCAUCCCUGACUAUAAUGAUGAGAUUAGGCAAGCACAGCUUCAAGAAUUAACAUAUUUAAAUGGUGGUUCAGAAAAUGCAGACGUUCCAGUGGUUCGAGGAAAACCGACCUUGCGUACAAGAGGUGUACCAACCCCAACAAUAACCAGGGGAAGGGGAGGAGUCACAGCCCGGCCAGUUGGAGUUGGUGUCCCUCGGGGGACACCAGCUCCCAGGGGAGUUCUAUCCACCAGAGGUCCAGUGAGUCGGGGAAGAGGACUUCUCACCCCCAGAGCAAGAGGAGCUCCCCCAACUGGGUACAGACCCCCACCGCCACCCCCAACGCAAGAGACCUAUGGAGACUAUGACUAUGAUGAUGGAUAUGGCACUGCUUAUGAUGAACAGAGUUAUGAUUCCUAUGAUAACAGCUAUAGCACCCCAGCCCAAAGUGGUGCUGAUUACUAUGAUUAUGGACACGGACUCAGUGAGGAGACCUACGAUUCCUACGGGCAAGAGGAGUGGACUAACUCCAGACACAAGGCACCUUCAGCCAGAUCCGCAAAGGGCGUCUACAGAGACCAGCCAUAUGGCAGAUACUGAUUGUACUGUCUGAUGUUGUGAAAUAGCCAAUCUCCACCAGUCCUGUAUACUGUUCAAAGUAAUUUUUUUCUAUGAACAAUCCCUUUUUAAAUAAAUCAAAAUGCUUAAAAUCUGAAUGGAUGGAACUUAAACCACUUUGUUGAAACAUCAACCUGGGCAGACAAAAAAAACACAAAAAACAUGUAAAAUUUUGUUAUUUCCAGUCUGUAUAUGAAAAAAUAGGUCAUCCAAAGG
Molecule: messenger RNA, 1661 nt
Organism: Otolemur garnettii (small-eared galago)
Lineage: Eukaryota; Metazoa; Chordata; Mammalia; Primates; Galagidae
Gene: KHDRBS3
Product: KH RNA binding domain containing, signal transduction associated 3
Exons: 9
Coding region: 387-1427 (346 amino acids)
Biological process (GO): regulation of alternative mRNA splicing, via spliceosome
Cellular component (GO): nucleus
Molecular function (GO): mRNA binding
Source: RefSeq, a predicted model, not a curated record